AUGGACGCGAGUGGAACGAACAACAACUUUUACUUACGUUUCCUACAACCCCUAAAGCCUUUCGACGGUAUCGAGGACGAUAGGAAUCCUCGUAAGGCUGAAGAUUGGUUCACCGAAUUAAAGAGAUUAAAAGACAUUGGAAAUAUGCCUGAUAAAGUCAUUUUAGCUAUUGCAGCAUCCAAUAUGUUGAAAAACGCGCAGCUUUGGUGGAGAUCUAUAGAAAACACUACCAGUGAAUGGACGAGAUUUGAAGAGAAGUUUCACCAGAGAUUUGUUAGAAAUAAAAUCGCAGAAAGUUGGACAAAAAUAAAAGAAAUGAAACAACCAUUAGAGCAAUCAGUUGGUGAAUUUUUAGCUGAAUUGGAAGAGUUAUUUAGCAUCGUUGGUUUGACUGAUGAUUCCUCAAAGAUUGCAUUUCUGAUUGCUUCAGUUGCACCCAGUAUCGCCUACGAAUUAGAACAAAAAAGAGAUUCAUUUGAAAGCUAUGAAGAUGCCAUUAGUCAAGCCAUUGAAUUUGAAAAAUUGCAAAAGAAGUAUGCGCAAGUGUAUUCGAAGCAGCAGUGA
Molecule: messenger RNA, 564 nt
Organism: Mycotypha africana
Lineage: Eukaryota; Fungi; Mucoromycota; Mucoromycetes; Mucorales; Mycotyphaceae
Exons: 2
Coding region: 1-564 (187 amino acids)
Source: RefSeq, a predicted model, not a curated record